AUGGGAAAGGAAAACGCAUCAAAGAGGAUCGCUGAACAAAUUGAAAAAAUUAAAACCGACACAACAGCAGAAACAGACAAAUUAAGAAGUCUUCAAAAGGAAGCCAUUAAAACUCUUAAAUACGAAAUUGCAGCUGAUAUUGCAAAGAAAAUCGAAGAAAUCAACAAACAUGCUUCAGAAAAUAAGUUUGCAAUCAUAAGAAACGAGUUUAUUGAUGAACUUGUAACAAGUUUGGAAAAUAAAAAUCAAGAAUCAGAAGAUAUUGAAGCACAAAAGCGUUAUGACGAAUUAAAUAUCAAAAUAAAAUACGACAGACUAUUUCAAGAUCUCAAAAAACAACAAAUUGUCAGUUUAUAUCAAUUUGAACAGCAAUUCCUUAAAGAUAGAGAUACAGAAUUUAAUAGACGCGAUCCAGAACAAAUUGAGUUACGUGAAUCUUCAAUCCGCGCAGCAGAAAAUGGAGAUUUUGAAACUGCUAUGAAGUUAAGAGAUGAAGCUGUUGCUCUUGGUAUUUCUAAAAUGGAGAAAAAGACAGAGCAACUAAAUCAGCAAUUUGAAACAAAAAGGAAAGAGCUUUUAACUAAAUUUGGAAAUGAAAUUUUAGGUUUGACCAGACAAUUAAAUAAUGAACAGGCAGAAUACACUAAGAGAUACACUGACAAACUCAGUGAUAUGAAAUCUACAAGAGAAAAUAGCUUAAGUGCUCUAACUCAACAAUAUAUGAAAUUUGCCAGUAAAUUUUUACAAGAUGAAGCUGCAGUCAGAGGAGCAAACAAAUUACAGGAGUUAUAUAUCAAUUUCUGCAGAGAAAAUAACUUGAAGCCUGCUCAAUUCCAUGUUGAGCAAAAUCUCACAACAAAAAAGAAACUUGGAAAGACAACAAAGUAA
This is a messenger RNA of Trichomonas vaginalis G3, 888 nucleotides long. RefSeq lists its product as uncharacterized. Lineage: Eukaryota; Parabasalia; Trichomonadida; Trichomonadidae. Bases 1 to 888 code for a protein of 295 amino acids. The record is from RefSeq and is a predicted model, not a curated record. The transcript has a single exon.